Ipomoea triloba (trilobed morning glory) is the source of this 3609-nucleotide messenger RNA. Its product is annotated as protein FAM91A1-like. The transcript is spliced from 11 exons. The record is from RefSeq and is a predicted model, not a curated record. Bases 279 to 3263 code for a protein of 994 amino acids. NCBI's taxonomy places the organism in Eukaryota, Viridiplantae, Streptophyta, Magnoliopsida, Solanales, Convolvulaceae.
CCCUGCAAGGCUGCAAGUUGCAUCACGCAAUUAAAACGCAACACCUUCACUGGCUAACUCAUGUAUUCGAUUUGACCACCCUCAUUAGUCAUUACUUAGAUCUCUGCUCCCUUUCCCUGGAGUUGAACCGACGAAGAUGCAAGAUCAAAACACCGAACCCUAAUUAGAUUGAAGUUUUAUGCACAUUUUACCGGCUGGAAGAGCUCAAGGAGUAGUUAUUUGCAGGGACUGGGCAGUUGUGUUUUGACAACUAGAGUUAUUUGGCGGGGAUUUGCAAGAUGCAGCACGUUCCUGCUACAAUAGAAGACCAACUGACGAUCAAGGCUAUCAAGGAAGAAUGCCCCUGGGAAAGUCUUCCAAAGCGGCUUCAAGCUUCGUUGAAUUCCAGAGAAGAAUGGCAUAGAAGGAUAAUCGAACAUUGCAUAAAGACGAGGCUCCAAUGGAACACGUGUUUUGCUCGAAAAGUAUGCAGAGAAAGUGAAUACUAUGAAGAACUGAUGCGUUAUCUGCGAAGAAAUUUAGCGUUGUUUCCAUAUCACCUUGCGGAGUAUGUUUGCCGCGUGAUGAGGGUGUCUCCUUUCAGAUACUACUGCGAUAUGAUAUUUGAAGUCAUGAAAAAUGAACAACCUUAUGACAGCAUCCCAAAUUUUAGCGCUGCAGAUGCCUUGCGGCUUACUGGGGUCGGAAGAAAUGAAUUUAUUGACAUUAUGAACAAGUGCAAAUCUAAGAAAAUAAUGUGGAAGCUGAAUAAAUCAAUUGCAAGAGAACUAUUGCCUACUCAAGCAGUGGACUUUGUUAUUGAGCCAUGGUGGGGAGUUUGUCUUGUCAACUUUACUUUGGAAGAAUUUAAGAAACUGACAGAAGAAGAAAUGGCAACAAUUGAUAAAAUAUGUAAGGAGGAAGUGAAUUCCUUCAUUCUUUUUGACCCUGAAGUGAUAAAGGGACUUCAUCGAAGGGGACUGGUCUAUUUUGAUGUUCCUGUCUAUCCCGAUGAUCGUUUUAAAGUUUCCAGGCUUGAAGGAUUUGUUUCAAAUAGGGAGCAAUCCUAUGAAGAUCCUAUUGAAGAGUUGCUCUAUGCUGUGUUUGUGGUAUCUAGUGAGAAUUCAACUGUUGCUGAAUUGGCUGCAACUUUACAGGCUGAACUCUCUCAGCUUCAGGCUGCUGCUUCUUUUGCUUGCCGAUUAGGUUGGGCAAUAAAACUAUUAGAUCCAGCAAGUAUUCUUCAUGACUCAAAUGUUGCUGGCUCACCUAAAAGUAUACUCAGUGAUGAGGACGAUGGUUCUCGUGCUAGUUUGGGCUCUGCAUAUGUUCCCACUGAUGGCAGUGCCUUCCAGCAAGGAGAUGUUCCAUUGACAGAAAAUCAAAGCAUGGCCUCUGGUUAUGCUCGUGUGGCCUUUGUUGUGGAUGCUAAUAUAACAUCUUAUCUUAUGAUGGGAUCCAUCUCACCAGGUCUCAAGGAUCAUGCAGUAAAACUAUAUGAAGCUGGAAAACUUGGCCAUGCAAGCAUUGCUGAUCUCUGCAAGGAUUUGAGCACACUUGAAGGAGCAAAAUUUGAAGGAGAACUGCAGGAGUUUGCCAAUCAUGCGUUUAGUCUCCGAUGUGUUUUGGAAUGUCUAGCUUCAGGUGGGAUUAGACCUGAUGAUAGGGAAAAUGAUGGCAUUGUAUCUUUUACAAAUGGGGAAGCCACUAUCAUGGAAACAGGAACUUCAACGAACAAAUCAGGGUAUCUUGCUAUAAUAGAAUCUGGAACAAAUGCUGAUAAUUUUGUUCAUUCUGGAGCAUCAAAUGAAAAUGCAGAUGCUGAUCAACCUGUUGAUGAUAUUCUGUUAGGAACAAAACCUGAAGAGAUUGAUAACUUUGCUGGGGAUACUAGAUCGGAGAUUAAUUCCCAGAAUGAGGUGAAAUCAACAUCUAGUGAAGGUCUAGAUGUUUGGAAGGGAACAGUGAAACUGAAAAAAUAUCGAGUAGAUAUUCUUCGUUGUGAAAGCCUGGCUGCUCUUUCACCUGCAACAUUGGAUUGCUUAUUUAUUCGUGACUAUGACAUUGUUGUAUCCAUGAUUCCACUACCACCUUCUUCAGUUUUACCUGGACCAAAAGGUCCUGUUCAUUUUGGACCUCCCUCCCAUUCCUUCAUGACACCAUGGAUGAAAUUGAGCCUCUAUUCUGCUAUGGCUAGUGGACCUCUAUCGGUUGUUUUGAUGAAAGGGCAGUGUUUAAGAAUGCUCCCUGCACCUUUAGCUGGCUGUGAGAAGGCCCUUGUGUGGUCAUGGGAUGGAUCUUCUGUUGGUGGGUUGGGGGGGAAGUCUGAGGGGAAUUUAGUCAAAGGAAGUGUACUCUUGCAUUGUGUAAAUUCCCUUCUCAAAUGUUCAGCUGUACUUGUGCAGCCGCUCAGUAGAAAUGACCUUGAUGAAUCUGGAGAAAUUGUAACCAUUGAUAUCCCCUUACCAUUGAAGAACUCUGAUGGUUCAACGGCUAACAUAGGGGAAGAGCUGGGACUGCACUCUGACAAAAUUUUAAAUUUGAACAUUCUGUUGACUGAUCUGGCAAAUAAAUUGAACCUUUGGAGCCUUGGCUAUAUUCGCUUACUAAGACUUUUCAAAGAAAAAGUUUCUGAAAGCUUUGCAGAUGAUGAUGGGAAAUAUGAAUGGGUUCCACUUAGUGUAGAAUUUGGUAUUCCGCUAUUUAGUCCAAAAUUAUGUAAUUAUAUUUGUAAGAGAGUAGUUUCAUCGCAAUUACUCCAAACAGACUUAUAUAAUGAGCAUCACGAGGCCAUGCAAGGGUUAAGAAAGAGGUUGCUAGAUGUGUGUGCUGAGUACCGAGCAAUAGGUCCAACAGCAAGACUACUGUACCAGAAAGAACAGCCUAAGGAAUCAACUAAACAGCUUAUGACUUAUGCAAGUGGAAGGUGGAACCCCCUUGUGGACCCCCCUUCUCCCAUUUCUGGGAAAACAGUUGAACAACAGAGAUUUAAGCUUGCUAACAGACAGCGAUGCAGAACAGAAGUUUUGAGUUUUGAUGGCAAUAUUCUAAGAUCAUAUGCUCUAACCCCUGUUUGCGAAGCUGAUACCAGACUACUUGAAGACUCUUCCCAAAUGAAUACUAUUGAGUCAGAUGAUGCCAACAGUAAAGAAGUGAUUCAUCCUGGUGUAAAUAUUUUAUUUGAUGGGUCCGAGUUGCGCCCUUUUGACAUAGCUGCUUGUUAUCAAGCUCGUCUACCUGUCUCUUUGAUUGCUGAGGCAUCAACACGUUCAGCAGUUAAAUAGGGUAUCAGAUGGGAUUCUUGCCAAUACCCUCAUGUCUUGGGAAUAAUUUGCUUCACCACAUUACUCUGUUGCUGAUUGUUGGCUGCAUUUUUUUUUUUGGGUUGACAUGAUGCAAGAGUCAGUACAGAUGCUGAAUUAAAUAUUACAGAGUCUGUUUCUUCUGUUGUUUGUAUUCUGUGCUUUCCACCAGAUGCUCUAUAGUCUUCUAUUAGAUACUCUAUACUAUUCAAUUACUCAUUAUUGGUAUGAUUCCUUGUGUUGUGCCGGUUUCUUCUCCUCGGAGGCAAGAGCCUGACUCUGUUCUUUAAAACCUUGUAGCAAUUGAUUGAUUUUAUAUUUUUAAAAA